CACAGAAUGGAUAUCUGGAAUCUGGCAAUCAGAAUCAUUUUCUUAUCACAAACUACCAGUGGAAUUCUGGGAAAUCUCCUUCUUAUGUUAUACUACCUAGUCCUUUACUACAGAGAAUGCACAUUAAAGCCUACAGAUUUGAUUCUCAUGCACUUAAUAGCAGCCAAUACCUUGGUCAUUCUCUCUGCAGGAGUGCCCCAAACAAUGGCAGUUUGGGGAUUGAAGCAGUCCUUGAAUGAUUUUGGGUGUGACCUCCUACUGUACAUUCAAGGAUUUGCUCGAAGUGUGUCUAUUGGCACCACCUGCCUCUUGAGUAUCUUCCAGGCCAUGACCCUCAGUCCUAGGACCUCCUGUUGGAAUGACAAUAAAGUCAAAGCUUCAAAUUACAUUAAAUGCUCCAUUUCCCUACUCUGGUUCUUCUACAUGGUGAUACGGUUCAUUUUCCUUGUGCACAAUUUUAUCAAAAUGAACAACAAAAAUAUUACAAAAGGUCGAGAUUUUGGAUAUUGCUCUACUGUAGAGCGUGAUGAAAUCAGUGACUCACUCUAUACAGCACUGGUGAUUUGCCCUGAGUCUUUUUUUGCCGUGCUCAUCACAUGGUCCAGUGCCUCCAUGAUUGUCGUACUCUGCAGACACAAGAAGAGGGUUCAAAAUAUCCGCAGCUCUCAUGGUUCCAGGAGAAACUACCCUGAGUCCAGAGCGACCCAGAACAUCCUUGUCCUGUUGGCUACCUUCCUGGCUUUUUAUAUGCUCUCCACCAUCUUGCGAGGCUGCAUUGCUCUGUUGUAUAAUCACAGUUGGUGGCUGGUGUACAUUUCUCGCCUCACUUCCCUUUGUUUUCCCUGUUUUGUACCAUUUGUUAUUUUGAGACAUUACUCAGUUUUGUUCUUAUUCAGUUUGAUAUGGUUAAGGAAAUAA
Molecule: messenger RNA, 918 nt
Organism: Peromyscus maniculatus bairdii (prairie deer mouse)
Lineage: Eukaryota; Metazoa; Chordata; Mammalia; Rodentia; Cricetidae
Product: vomeronasal type-1 receptor 4-like
Biological process (GO): G protein-coupled receptor signaling pathway
Cellular component (GO): membrane
Molecular function (GO): pheromone receptor activity
Source: RefSeq, a predicted model, not a curated record